AUGUUUCUCACCUGCAAACCCCCAACUUUUUCUGGAGAAAGGGAUCCAAUAAAAGCAUUACGUUGGAUCAAGGAAAUUGAAUCUGUCUUCAACACUAUUAGAUGUCCAAAGGGUGAUAAAGUCAGAUUUGCUAUUGCUAUGUUGAAGUCUAAUGUUGUGUUCUGGUGGGAAGUGGAGUCUUUGGCCAGACCAGAUAUGCUGCAGAACCUAUCAUGGACAGAGUUUGUGAAUAGACUUAAAGAGCAAUUUUGUCCUAAAACAGGAUUUAGGCAAAUGGAGGAAGAUUUCCUCAAGCUGGAGCAGGACUUUGGGGGCACAAGGAAAGUGGAGAGGUAUAUUUGGGGACUUAAGCCAUCAAUAAGAGAAUUGGUGAUUGCUAUGAAUCCUACCACUUUUCCUGCAGCAGUUGAUGCUGCAGAGGUUACUAAAAGGAAUAAGAGUAGGAGUGAGGAAGGGAAGGUUGUAGAAAAGAGAAAAUGGAAGGGAUCCUCAACUGGCUACAGAGGAUCAAAGGCUGYUAAAUUCUACAAGAAACCAAUGCAGAGGCAGAUGGAGAGAGCCUGCCCAAGAUGCAAACAGGUUCAUCAAGGUAGYUGURGACYUGAACCAUUGAAAUGUUUUAACUGUGGAGAAAUUGGGCACACCUCAACCUACUGUAGGCAGAUCAGAAGGUGUUUCCAUUGUAAUUCACCAUACCAUGUUAAAGACAAGUGUCCACAGCUGAAACCACAACAACUAACUUUGGGAAACAAUGCUCCAAACAACAGAGGAAAGCCUGGUGUUAAUAGGGGAGGAUUUGGUAAAGCUCAAGGCAGAUCCUUCCAAAUGACUAAAACUGAGGCAGAAGCUGCACCAGAUGUGGUAACAGGUACUUUCUCAAUCAACUCAAUAUGUGCUAAGGUUCUUUUUGAUUCAGGUGCAAAUUUUUCAUUUGUAUCUCCUUUAUUUUCUAAAAGUGCCUGCAUGAUCCCAAUAUUACUUGAUAAAAAGCUGAUAGUUGAGACUGCAAACAAUCAAGAAACUAUAGCUUCUGUAUACCAAGAUUAUGCCAUCAUUAUUGAAGGUUGUAAGCUACCCAUCCGUUUGUUCCCUAUGCCAAUGAAGGAAUUUGAUGUAGUGGUGGGGAUGGACUGGUUAGCCAGUAACCAGACAUCCAUUUUGUGCAACCAAAAGAGAGUGAAAAUAGAGCUUCUAGGCAAAUGA
Cynara cardunculus var. scolymus (artichoke) is the source of this 1203-nucleotide messenger RNA. RefSeq lists its product as uncharacterized. Lineage: Eukaryota; Viridiplantae; Streptophyta; Magnoliopsida; Asterales; Asteraceae. The transcript has 2 exons. Bases 1 to 1203 code for a protein of 400 amino acids. The record is from RefSeq and is a predicted model, not a curated record. Gene Ontology annotation, molecular function: nucleic acid binding; zinc ion binding.